AUGGCUGCAACUAUUGUCAAUCCUAAAGCAUUCCCUUUGGCUGAUGCUGAAUUAACCAGUCAAAUACUUGAUCUUGUUCAGCAAGCUUUACAUUAUAAGCAAUUAAAAAAAGGUGCUAACGAAGCUACCAAAACGCUUAAUCGUGGAAUGUCAGAAUUUAUCGUGAUGACUGCAGACACUGAACCAAUUGAAAUUUUAUUACAUCUUCCAUUGUUAUGUGAAGAUAAGAAUGUUCCAUACGUUUUUGUACCUUCAAAGACUGCUUUAGGACGUGCUUGUGGAGUAUCUCGUGCGGUUAUUGCCGCUUCUAUAAUAAGCAACGAAGCUUCCGAGCUUAAACCUCAAAUUCAACAGAUAAAGUCACGAAUUGAAAGAUUAUUGAUAUAA
Rhizophagus irregularis DAOM 181602=DAOM 197198 is the source of this 387-nucleotide messenger RNA. Its product is annotated as RNA binding protein snu13. Gene Ontology annotation, cellular component: small-subunit processome; U4/U6 x U5 tri-snRNP complex; cytosolic large ribosomal subunit. Gene Ontology annotation, biological process: maturation of LSU-rRNA; maturation of SSU-rRNA; ribosome biogenesis. Gene Ontology annotation, molecular function: RNA binding. The record is from RefSeq and is a predicted model, not a curated record. NCBI's taxonomy places the organism in Eukaryota, Fungi, Glomeromycota, Glomeromycetes, Glomerales, Glomeraceae.